AUGUCGUCACUACUGAAGCCGUUUUCGGUCCACGAAGGCCCGUGUGGGCGCGGUGUCGUCCGCCGGGGAUGCGCCGCCGCCUCCUCCUCCCCGCAGCCUCCAUCGCUGGGCGCCGGCGGCCGGAGCUCCGCGGCCGCUUCGUUUGCCUCUCUUCUCCCGGCCGGACCCCCGCCGUACGGGGCGAGGAGGACCCUGGCGGCCGCUGCGGUCGGAGGGAGGACCGUCACGCAUCCCGGGAAGGCCAUCCUCGCAGGUGGCAUUGCUGGAGGCAUAGAGAUCUGCAUCACCUUUCCUACAGAAUACGUGAAGACCCAGCUGCAGCUGGACGAGAGGGCCAACCCACCACGGUACAGAGGCAUCGGUGACUGUGUGAAGUUGACGGUGCAGGAUCAUGGACUCAGAGGACUGUAUAGAGGUCUCAGUUCUCUCCUGUAUGGAUCUAUUCCAAAAUCAGCUGUGAGAUUCGGGACGUUUGAGAUUCUUAGCAACCCCAUGCGGGAUGCCACCGGUCGCCUUGACAACACGCGGAGUCUCCUGUGUGGUUUAGGGGCUGGGAUCGCGGAGGCCAUCGUGGUGGUCUGUCCCAUGGAAACGCUAAAGGUGAAGUUGAUCCAUGACCAGUGUUCCCUUCGGCCACGCUACAGAGGCUUCUUUCAUGGAGUCAGUGAGAUCAUCAGAGAACAGGGUGUGAGAGGGACGUACCAGGGUCUUACUGCAACUGUGCUGAAACAAGGAACCAAUCAGGCCAUCCGGUUCUAUGUGAUGAACCUCCUACGUAAUUGGUACAAAGGAGAUGACCCCCGGCGCGAGAUGCACCCCAUAGUCACUGCGAUGUUUGGAGCGACAGCUGGAGCAGCCAGUGUUUUCGGCAAUACCCCACUAGAUGUGGUCAAGACCAGGAUGCAGGGUUUGGAGGCCCACCGGUACAAAAACACAAUGGAUUGUGCGUUCCACAUCUUGAAACAUGAAGGACCACAAGCGUUCUACAAGGGAACAGUUCCCAGGCUUGGCCGCGUGUGCCUGGAUGUGGCCAUAGUCUUCGUCAUAUAUGAAGAGGUGGUCAAACUACUGAACAAUAUUUGGAAGACACAGUAAACCGACUCGGGUGGCAAUGGGAAGAGAGGGGUAUCACCGACCACUUCCCCGAUCAUAACGCAUAGCUGUCUAGAUUGCUCUGGAAAGAUGGGAGCUUUCUUUAGCUUUACUUAAUUUUUGAUACUUAAAAAUAAGUGGCUAGUUUACCCUAGGACUGGUAGGAUGUUACACUUCAUGGGUUGGUAAGGCAGGUAACAGCUGGUAGUAGGAGUGGUCGGGGCAUUUGUUUGUGGGCCAAUCUGACCCUGAUCCUUGAACCUCAGUCCCAUGUGGAAUGGAAGACAGUCAGCCUGUCGGCUUAUUCAUCAGCAAUUACGAGGCACGACACGAAGGCUCAAAAACACAAGGCUAAUCCUUAUUAAGCUAAUGCUCGCUGUAGAGCUAGCCAGUAAAUUGUCUAUAGAUUGGUUAAUCUGCACACUGUGUCGUCCCUCUCAAAACUUGAGGUCAAACAAAAUGUGUCUUCUCUUUUCUUUCUUGAACCCUCUUUCUCUUAGUGGAAAAUCAGUCAUAAACUCACAGGGCUUGUACAUUAAUAUGACUUUAGAAGAAGGUGACUAAAGCCGCAACUACUUUCUUUAGUAAUUAAACUAUCGAUUUGUUUUUGAUUACUCGGACAAAUAAUUUAGUCUACAAAAUAUCAAAAGUGACAAAUGCCCAUCAUAAGGUCCCAGAGCCUAAAUAAUCUUACACUGUUUAUUC
Lampris incognitus (smalleye Pacific opah) is the source of this 1797-nucleotide messenger RNA. It is a transcript of the gene slc25a1a, whose product is annotated as solute carrier family 25 member 1a. Bases 1 to 1095 code for a protein of 364 amino acids. Gene Ontology annotation, biological process: mitochondrial citrate transmembrane transport. The record is from RefSeq and is a predicted model, not a curated record. The transcript is spliced from 9 exons. Lineage: Eukaryota; Metazoa; Chordata; Actinopteri; Lampriformes; Lampridae.